AUGCCGCAGUCUUUGACCAUUAACACCCCACCCUCACAUGCAAUCAAGCGGCAGCGGUCCCAGGAGACCCAGGCUGAUUCGUCGACACCACCCUCACCUGGACAAGCCCCCUCCACAAGAUCCACUGACGAGCAUGACAACCCGGCAAGACAGGUCACUACCAAGCUACCUUCGUACUUGAACAGCACGAGACAAGAGAUAUCCGCAGCAUUCCAAGACCUAGAGUGGAAACAGAGAUAUCGGCUUCAGCAUGCGUUUCAGAAUCCAGAGUCAUCCCCAUUUCGAGUUGACCGAUCUCCGGCUGUCAUCAGCCGCAACCGGUAUGGCAACGUUCAGCCCUGGGAAUCAGCAAGAGUCAAACUGAAAAAGCCGGUUGGCGGUUCGGACUAUGUGAAUGCGUCUCCCAUCAUACUCAGCGGUCGCAACGUGCAUGCAUCUCGCCGCAGUGGCACCCCGGUUUCAGCAUCGGCCGCCCGGAUCGAGAGUAAAUACAUUGCCAGCCAAGGACCGAAAGAGGGGCAGUUUUCCCAUUUCUGGCACAUGGUCAUGCAAGAGACUACCGGGGAUGUCGGAGUGAUUAUCAUGCUUACCCAGUUGUAUGAGGGAAACAAGGAGAAAUGCGCACAAUACUAUCCCCCCAAUGUCGCCAAUCCCACAAUUGCUCUGGCCGCCCCUGAGGAUGGAAAUGAAAAAGAGAGUGCAGAGACUACGGACGAUGGUGACCCUUUCCUCGACGUCCCCGCAAUGAUCGCCGAUACUGAUGGUGUAGGCACAGAUUCCUAUCCUGACAAACCGGCACCCCAAUCGAAUAUGGGAGAUGAAAGCCCAGCUCAAUGUGGUACGGUCAGGCUGAUUUCACUCCACGACGAAUCCAGACUCGGGUGUGAGGUGCGAAGAUUGAAGGUGACGAUCGACGGGGAAUCCAAGGAAAUUUACCAUUACUUUUACAAGAAUUGGCCUGAUUUUGGAAAGCCGGAGGCAGAAGAUCGAAGAGCUCUAAUGGAACUCACAAAAGUCACGAAGAGUGUGGCCGGGGAUUCUCCUCGUAUCGUCCACUGCUCUGCUGGAGUAGGCCGGACAGGGACUUGGAUAGCCCUGGAUUUCCUCCUGCAAGAACUUGAAGCAGGAGUAUUGGUCGAGUCUUCGUCAUAUUUUGCCUCCCCUCAGUCGUCCAGACCCUCUUCCAACGGAACUUGGGGCAAGAGUGGGCCUCCCAAACCCAGCACACCCGAUUCCAAAGACGAAGAGGACGCCAUUUUCGAAACGGUCAACGCACUCCGUGAGCAGCGCAUGAUGAUGGUGAUGAAUGAAUUGCAAUACAGCUUCUUGUACGAAGCCCUCAGAGAAGCUUUCAUCGAGAAAUAUGCCCAGAAGGAAACGGGCCCGAUGGUAACUGAAGUGCAGGAACCUAGCCCGAAAAUUGCCAGGAAGAGCGCUCCAUUUGGCGGCAUGUUUGAAGGCAACCAUGCGGGUCAGGUUCGCAGAGACGAGGACACUGUGUCGGAGACAGGUAUUGAGUCAGAGGCGGAGACGGAGAUCAUGGAAAAAAACAAGCGAGAAGGCAAUACGAGAGGUGAUCCUGAACCGGAGGCGGAUACGGCAGAUCCGUAUGUGGCGGUCGCGCCCGAAACAAUCCGUGAAGGGCAGAGGAAGCAGGAGCAAGACACGGUACGUGAUCACGAGGUGCAAUGA
This is a messenger RNA of Capronia epimyces CBS 606.96, 1692 nucleotides long. RefSeq lists its product as uncharacterized. Gene Ontology annotation, biological process: protein dephosphorylation. The record is from RefSeq and is a predicted model, not a curated record. The transcript has 2 exons. The coding region runs from base 1 to 1692 and encodes 563 amino acids. Lineage: Eukaryota; Fungi; Ascomycota; Eurotiomycetes; Chaetothyriales; Herpotrichiellaceae. Gene Ontology annotation, molecular function: protein tyrosine phosphatase activity.